AUGCCUAUCUCGACCUUUCUUACGGCCGGCCUUCUUGCCCUUAAGGUAAAUGCAUUGUCUGGACAGGAUACCCCUUCGAUACUGCGACGCGCGUGUCCCGACUACACUACCUACGCCUCAACACAGCAUGGUCCUUACAGUGGUGGUCCCUUAAAUCUUCCAUACCAGCGUCCUGCGCAGGCAUGUCGCACUUUCUCGUCCGACUCUGUUGAGCAGGUCAUCGAGGAUGUGACCUCGCGUCUAGUGGACAAGGACCUUGCGCAGCUCUUCCGCAAUGCCUACCCCAACACGCUUGACACCACAAUUCGGUGGCACGUAAAUGGUAGCAGCUCAACUGCGACCCGUCGAAAUCUUGACAAGCGCGAUACCUCCGAUUGGAGUGGCCUGCAGACAUUCAUUGUGACGGGUGACAUCAACGCAGAGUGGCUCCGUGAUUCUACAAAUCAAGUCAUGAACUAUCAAAAGCUAGCGUCGCAGGAUAAGGGUCUUCAUGACCUAAUACUUGGGGCAAUCCGCACACAGGCUGAAUUCGUCAUCCGAUCUCCUUUUUGCAACGCAUACCAGGCACCAUCUGUCAGCGGCAUCCAGCCUGAGAACAAUACCCAGGUCGACACCGUGCACCCUGCUUACGAAAAGUCUUUUGUAUACGAGUGCAAGUAUGAGCUUGAUUCCUUGGCUCACUUCCUCAAAAUGGGUAGAGAGUUCCAUGAGAACACCGGCUCGACCGAGUUCCUGACGGAUCGUUGGUUCAAGGCGCUGCAGACUGUCCUUAGUGUGAUUGACGCAGAGUCAAAACCUACGUUCGACUCCAACAACCAAUUUGUUCAGAAUCAGUAUACCUUCCAGCGAUUGACUACUCUUGGAACGGAGACUUUGACGUUGUCGGGCGUCGGUAACCCGCUCAAUAGUGGAACUGGUCUCAUUCGCAGCGCCUUCCGGCCUAGCGAUGACGCUACUAUUCUUGGAUACUUCAUUCCCCCGAACGCCAUGAUGUCGGUCGAACUGCAGGGUAUUGCCAAGGUUCUUCAGGCGGCAGGUGGUCAUGACAGCCUAGCCUCAGAACUACAAGACCGUGGCGAGAAGCUCGCGGCGGCUGUUCGUGAGCACGGAAUCGUCACCAAUGGCAAAUAUGGUGAGGUAUACGCCUUCGAGGUUGAUGGCUACGGAUCGCGGACUAUCAUGGAUGAUGCGAAUGUCCCAUCUCUUCUAUCCUUGCCUUACCUAGGCUUCCUCAAUCAGACCGAUGAAGUCUACCAAAACACUCGCAAGAUGAUUACUGAUAAACUCGGCAACCCGUACUACCUGGAGGGUCCUGCUUUCCACGGCAUCGGCGGUCCCCAUAUUGGUCUUACGAACGCCUGGCCCAUGUCACUGCUCAUACAGGCCCAGACCUCAGAUAACGAGACUGAGAUCAUGGAGUGCAUUAAUCUCGUUCGAGAUUCGAGCUUGCUUGGUCUCAUUCACGAGUCUAUAAACGUUACUAAUAUUAAGGACUAUACUCGGCCAUGGUUCUCAUGGGCUAACUCUGUGUUUGGUCAGACCAUUCUUAAGGUCGCUGCUGAGAGGCCUCAUUUGAUCUUCGGUGAGGGUGCCGAGCCUUAUACCGUUGCUUAG
Molecule: messenger RNA, 1614 nt
Organism: Penicillium pulvis
Lineage: Eukaryota; Fungi; Ascomycota; Eurotiomycetes; Eurotiales; Aspergillaceae
Product: glycoside hydrolase family 125 protein
Exons: 3
Coding region: 1-1614 (537 amino acids)
Biological process (GO): carbohydrate metabolic process
Source: RefSeq, a predicted model, not a curated record